This is a messenger RNA of Propithecus coquereli (Coquerel's sifaka), 924 nucleotides long. Its product is annotated as olfactory receptor 52K1-like. The coding region runs from base 1 to 924 and encodes 307 amino acids. Gene Ontology annotation, cellular component: membrane. Gene Ontology annotation, molecular function: G protein-coupled receptor activity; olfactory receptor activity. The record is from RefSeq and is a predicted model, not a curated record. Gene Ontology annotation, biological process: G protein-coupled receptor signaling pathway. The transcript has a single exon. NCBI's taxonomy places the organism in Eukaryota, Metazoa, Chordata, Mammalia, Primates, Indriidae.
AUGUCAGAAUGGAGCAAUGGAAGCUCCAACACAUCCUACACCAGUUUCCUCCUCCUGAUGGGCUUCCCAGGGCUGCAGGAGUCCCGCGACCUCCUGGUGCUGCCCUUCCUCAGCCUCUACCUGGUGAUCGUCUCCGCCAAUGCCCUGGUCAUCCCCCACACGGUGGCGGCCCAGUGCAGCCUGCACCAGCCCAUGUACCUGCUCAUAGCCCUGCUCCUGGCUGUCAACCUCUGUGCCGCCUCCACCAUGGUGUCCGCCAUGCUCUUCAGCUUCUCCUCGCAGCUCAACCACAUCUCCCUGACUCGCUGCCUGGUCCAGAUGUUCUGCAUCUACUUCUUCAUUGUCUUUGACUGCAACAUUCUCCUGGUCAUGGCCCUGGACCGCUAUGUUGCCAUCUGCUACCCUCUCCGCUACCCAGAGGUAGUGACGGGCCAGUUGCUGGCUGGCCUGGUGGAGGUGGCAGCUGCCAGGAGCACAUGCAUUGUUGCUCCAGUGGUGUUUCUGGCUUCUCGGGUCCGCUUCUGCCGCUCAGACGUGAUCCACCACUUUGCCUGUGAGCACAUGGCUCUGAUGAAGCUCUCCUGUGGGGACGUUUCCCUGAACAAGACCGUGGGGCUCACCGUCCGCAUCUUCAACAGAGUCCUGGACAUGCUCCUACUCGGAGCCUCCUAUUCCCGCAUCAUCCAUGCUGCCUUCAGGAUUUCGUCAGAUGGAGCACGUUCCAAGGCCCUGAACACCUGUGGCUCCCACCUGCUGGUCAUCUUCACCAUCUACUCGUCAACAAUGUCCUCAUCCAUCGUCUACCGUGUGGCCCGCACUGCCUCCCAGGACGUGCACAACCUGCUCAGUGCCUUCUACCUGCUGCUCCCGUGUCUGAUCAACCCCAUCAUCUAUAGGGGCAGCACCUGGCAAGGUUUUUCCUGA